AUGGCUCCUAAAGAACCGUCUCCGAUCGUCAAAUCGUAUCUAAUUCUUUACAACGCCGCCCAAGUGCUCGGCUGGUGUUACAUGCUAUAUCAACUGAUAGCUUACUACACCGUCGACAAAGGCACGGAACAAACACUGUGGGAGUAUCUCGGAUUUACCGUCAUACUGUUCCAAAAUGCAGCCCUGCUUGAGAUUGUCCACGCAUUUACGCGUAUCGUGCCCAGCAAUCCCAUCCUCACCACGUUCCAGGUGUUGUCCCGCGUGAUGGUUGUCUGCGGUGUUGUGAUGGCAACUCCCACCGGCAAAGUUUCGCCCGGACUUCCGCUGGCCAUCUUAGCCUGGUCGGUGACGGAGAUCAUCCGAUACGCGUACUAUGCCCUUAAUCUGAUCGACGCCGUACCGCAGUUGCUUAUCUUUCUGCGCUACACCACCUUCAUUGUGCUCUACCCGACCGGAGUGACCGGUGAGCUGCUGUGCUUUUACUGGGCCCAAUCACACGUCGCCCAAACGAAACAGUGGAGCAUCGAAAUGCCCAACACGUACAACUUUACCUUCUCGUACCUUUACUUCCUGUGGGCGGUGAUGCUGCUCUACAUCCCACUGUUUCCCCAGCUGUACAUGCACAUGUUUGCCCAGCGCCGAAAGAUUCUUGGAUCCAGCUCGUCCAGCGCAGGCAAGCAGAAAAGCAAUUGA
This is a messenger RNA of Anopheles marshallii, 693 nucleotides long. RefSeq names its product very-long-chain (3R)-3-hydroxyacyl-CoA dehydratase 2 (gene Hacd1). The record is from RefSeq and is a predicted model, not a curated record. The transcript has 3 exons. Bases 1 to 693 code for a protein of 230 amino acids. Gene Ontology annotation, molecular function: 3-hydroxyacyl-CoA dehydratase activity. Gene Ontology annotation, cellular component: endoplasmic reticulum membrane. Gene Ontology annotation, biological process: fatty acid elongation; sphingolipid biosynthetic process; very long-chain fatty acid biosynthetic process. NCBI's taxonomy places the organism in Eukaryota, Metazoa, Arthropoda, Insecta, Diptera, Culicidae.